UUCACUCAGUUCACACGGAAUCACUGUCAAGUGCAAUCUGCAGCAGUAGCAGCACCAGGAACAGCACCACCACCAGGAACAGUACCAUCUAGUACAUCGGAAAGCUAGAGCGCUAGCCAAGACAUCUACAGUAUAAACCGCAGACGAGAGCCAAUAAAAUGCUGGCCAGCGAGAACUUUCCCACACAUCACUUCAAGGAAUCUAUAUUUAAGCCGUACAGUACGACGAGUGGCGAUGAUUUGGCAAGCGUUACCCCAUUGACAGCGACGGCAGCGUUGGUGGCGUCCACGCCGUCACCGGCUGAUUCCACCUCCGCAGUUGCAUUCGAGCAGGCCAGCAAAAUGUUGGCCACCGCCGCCAACAAUAAUAAUAAUAAUAAUAAUAACAAUAUCACGAGCACCAAGGAUGAUCUAUCCAGCUUUGUGGCCAGCCAUCCGGCGGCGGAGUUUGAGGGCUUCAUCCGCGCCUGCGUGGACGAGAUCAUCAAGCUGGCCGUCUUCCAGGGCACCAAUCGCUCCUCGAAGGUCGUCGAGUGGCACGAGCCAGCGGAGCUGCGUCAGCUCUUCGACUUCCAGCUGCGGGAGCAGGGCGAAUCGCAGGACAAGCUGCGCGAGCUGCUGCGGGAAACGAUUCGAUUCUCCGUGAAGACGGGACAUCCGUACUUCAUCAAUCAGUUGUACUCGGGUGUGGAUCCAUACGCUCUCGUGGGUCAAUGGCUCACCGAUGCCCUCAAUCCCAGCGUGUACACGUACGAGGUGGCUCCACUCUUCACACUGAUGGAGGAGCAGGUGCUGGCCGAGAUGCGACGCAUUGUGGGCUUCCCCAAUGGCGGCCAGGGUGAUGGCAUCUUCUGUCCCGGCGGCUCGAUAGCCAACGGUUAUGCAAUCAGCUGCGCCCGCUACAGACACUCGCCCGAGUCCAAGAAAAACGGACUCUUCAACGCCAAACCGCUGAUUAUCUUCACCUCGGAGGACGCUCACUACUCCGUGGAGAAGCUGGCCAUGUUCAUGGGCUUCGGCAGCGAGCAUGUGCGCAAGAUAGCCACCAACGAGGUGGGCAAGAUGCGGCUGAGUGACCUGGAGGAGCAGGUUAAGCAGUGCCUGGAGAACGGCUGGCAGCCGCUGAUGGUCUCGGCCACAGCGGGCACCACUGUGCUGGGCGCCUUCGAUGAUCUGGCUGGGAUCUCGGAGCUGUGCAAGAAGUACAACAUGUGGAUGCACGUGGAUGCGGCUUGGGGUGGCGGUGCGCUCAUGUCCAAGAAGUAUCGUCAUCUGCUCAAUGGCAUCGAACGGGCUGAUUCGGUCACUUGGAAUCCUCACAAGCUGCUGGCUGCCUCCCAGCAGUGCUCAACCUUCCUGACGCGCCACCAGCAGGUGCUGGCCCAGUGCCACUCGACCAAUGCGACGUACUUGUUCCAGAAGGACAAGUUCUAUGACACAUCCUUCGACACCGGCGACAAGCACAUCCAGUGCGGCCGUCGAGCGGAUGUCUUCAAGUUCUGGUUCAUGUGGAAGGCCAAGGGCACCCAGGGUCUGGAGGCGCAUGUCGAGAAGGUCUUCCGCAUGGCCGAGUUCUUCACGGCCAAGGUGAGGGAGCGUCCUGGAUUCGAGCUGGUCCUCGAGAGCCCCGAGUGCACCAACAUUAGCUUCUGGUAUGUGCCGCCCGGUCUGCGGGAAAUGGAGCGCAAUCGCGAGUUCUACGACCGGCUGCACAAGGUGGCGCCGAAGGUCAAGGAGGGCAUGAUCAAGAAGGGCUCCAUGAUGAUCACGUACCAGCCGCUGCGCCAGCUUCCCAACUUCUUCCGCCUGGUGCUGCAGAACUCCUGCCUGGAGGAGUCGGACAUGGUCUACUUUCUGGACGAGAUCGAAUCGCUGGCCCAAAACUUGUGAACGGUGACGGCGAUAGCAUGUUAUGAGGUUAGGUGUUGACAACAUUCUCUUUAGGCUUACGCCGAUUGUAUCUUCUAGUGUAUGGUUAACUACUACUACUCACGUUUGUAUAUUCUUCUGGAUGUUAAGUAUUACCGAAAACAAAGAACAAAAAUACAUAUUUAUAGGUCAUUUCAUUUA
This is a messenger RNA of Drosophila sechellia, 2069 nucleotides long. It is a transcript of the gene b, whose product is annotated as glutamate decarboxylase-like protein black. NCBI's taxonomy places the organism in Eukaryota, Metazoa, Arthropoda, Insecta, Diptera, Drosophilidae. Gene Ontology annotation, cellular component: cytoplasm. Gene Ontology annotation, molecular function: carboxy-lyase activity; pyridoxal phosphate binding. Gene Ontology annotation, biological process: carboxylic acid metabolic process. The transcript is spliced from 3 exons. The record is from RefSeq and is a predicted model, not a curated record. Bases 159 to 1889 code for a protein of 576 amino acids.